CUUUCAUUAGAUGUCUGUCUAUGCCUGAGACUCCUGUGCUGGCGUCUCCUCAGAAUCCAUGUGUGCCAUCACCGUGUGGGCCCAAUGCUGUAUGCGACGUGUCUGGAGAAAAUCCUUCGUGCUCUUGUCUUCCUGAUUUCAUGGGCUCUCCUCCCCAAUGCCGCCCAGAAUGUGUGAGCAAUAGUGAAUGUGCGAGUCAUUUGGCAUGUGUUGAUCGCAGGUGUAAAGACCCAUGCCCAGGGUUGUGUGGAGUCAAUUCUGAAUGCCGAGUGGUGAGCCACACACCUACAUGCGUGUGUGUGACAGGCUUCUCUGGAGAUCCCUUUACACAGUGUUUGGCUGUUCUAUUGCCAGCAUUACCUCAGGAGAGACCAACUCCUUGUGUGCCAUCACCAUGUGGAUCAAAUGCAGUCUGCAGAGAACAAAAUGGAGCAGGCUCUUGUACCUGUCUCCCUGAUUAUGUGGGAAAUCCAUAUGAAGGUUGUCGUCCAGAAUGUGUGUUAAAUUCAGACUGUUCUUCUAAUCGUGCGUGUAUACGAAACAAGUGUCAGGAUCCUUGUCCAGGAACGUGUGGCCAGAAUGCAGACUGCCAAGUUGUGAAUCACUUACCAUCUUGCACAUGUCGCCCAGGCUUCACUGGAGAUCCAUUCAGAUUCUGCAACAACCUACCUACUCAAUCUGUGGAAGCAGAACUUGGAGAUCCUUGCAGUCCAUCUCCAUGUGGACCAAACAGUCAGUGCAAAACAGUAAAUGGACAGGGCGUAUGUUCAUGCCUGCCGACCUAUAUUGGCAUCCCACCAGGUUGUAGGCCAGAGUGUGUUGUGAGCUCGGAAUGUCCCCAGAACAGAGCGUGUGUGAAUCAGAAAUGCGUGGACCCAUGUCCAGGAACAUGUGGACUGAAUGCACGUUGUGAAGUGAUCAACCACAGUCCAAUCUGUAGUUGUCAGGCUGGGUUUACAGGGGACCCUUUCACAAGAUGUUUCUCCAUACCACCUGUUGCUCAGACUCCACCUUCACAGCCUGUAAACCCAUGUGUGCCAUCUCCAUGUGGACCAAACUCUCAAUGUAGAGACAUAGGAGGUGCUCCUUCUUGCUCUUGCUUGGCCAACUACAUGGGUGUUCCACCAAAUUGCCGGCCUGAAUGCAGUAUUAACCCUGAAUGCCAGAGCAAUAGGGCAUGCAUACGUGAAAGAUGUCAGGAUCCAUGCCCUGGAUCAUGUGGUGCUGGUGCACAAUGUGUUGUAAUAAAUCACACUCCUAUUUGUACUUGCCCUGAGGGCUUCACUGGAGAUCCAUUCAGCAACUGCUUCCCCAGCCCACCUCCACCACAGCCACCUCCUCCAUCAGACCCCUGCAAUCCAUCACCUUGUGGACCCAACGCUCAGUGCAACAAUGGAACCUGUACUUGCUUGCCAGAAUACCAGGGAGACCCCUAUGCUGGGUGUAGGCCUGAAUGUGUCCUCAGUACCGACUGUCCACGGAACAGAGCUUGUAUCAGAAACAAAUGUGCCGAUCCUUGUCCUGGCACUUGUGGUCAAGGAGCCACAUGUGAUGUAGUGAAUCACAUCCCAAUAUGCAGCUGCCCUCAGGGAAUGUCUGGAAAUCCCUUUGUUGAAUGCAGACCCAUUCCACCACCUGUGGUUACUCAGCCAUGUAAUCCAACGCCUUGUGGACCAAACAGCCAGUGUCGUGAAAUUAAUGGCCAAGCUGUGUGCUCGUGUGUUCCUGGCUUCAUAGGCAGUCCUCCAGCAUGUAGACCAGAGUGUGUAGUGAGCUCUGAAUGUAGUCAGAAUGAGGCCUGUAGCAACCAGAAAUGUAGGAAUCCUUGUCCAGGCACCUGCGGUGUAGGAGCUCGCUGUGAAGUCGUGAACCAUAAUCCAAUCUGCAGCUGUCCACCUAGAUUCACAGGGGAUCCAUUUAUCAGAUGCCAGCCUAUACCGGAACAACCGCCACAGGCAGCACCACAGAAUCCAUGUCAGCCCCCACCAUGUGGACCAAAUGCCGUAUGCCAAGUAUCUGGAGAUAGCCCCUCAUGUUCUUGCCUUCCUGACUUCACUGGUACUCCUCCCAACUGUCGUCCAGAAUGUGUCAGUAAUAGUGAAUGUGCUAGUCACCUGGCAUGCAUCAAUCUCAAAUGUCGUGAUCCAUGCCCCGGAUCAUGUGGAGCCAAUGCACAGUGUCGUGUAGUUAGCCACACUCCAAACUGCAUCUGUCCAAAUGGUUUCACUGGAGACCCCUUCAUACAGUGCGUAGUGCAGCAAACUCCUGUGGUACAAGAAAGACCAACUCCUUGUAUACCAUCCCCAUGUGGAACGAAUGCAGUCUGUAGAGAACAGAAUGGAGCUGGCUCAUGUACUUGUCUCCCAGAUUAUGUGGGGAAUCCAUAUCAGGGCUGUCGUCCAGAAUGUGUCCUCAACACAGACUGCCCUUCAAACCGUGCCUGUAUAAGAAACAAGUGUCAGGAUCCUUGUCCAGGAACUUGUGGCCAGAAUGCAGACUGCCAAGUUGUGAAUCACGUACCAUCUUGCACAUGUCGCCCAGGCUUCACUGGAGAUCCAUUCAAAUUCUGCAAUAACUUACCACCUCAACCUGUACAGCAACAACCAGGAGAUCCUUGUGUACCAUCUCCUUGCGGACCAAACAGUCAGUGUCGAAAUGUGAAUGGACAAGCAGUAUGCUCUUGCCUACCGAAUUACAUAGGCACUCCGCCGGGUUGUCGGCCAGAGUGUGUUGUGAGUUCAGAAUGUCCCCAGAACAGAGCGUGUGUGAAUCAGAAAUGCGUGGACCCCUGCCCAGGAACUUGUGGGCUGAAUGCACGUUGUGAAGUGAUCAACCACAGUCCAAUCUGUAGUUGUCAGGCUGGGUUUACUGGAGAUCCUUUCACAAGAUGUUUCUCCAUUCCACCUGUUGCUCAGACUCCACCUUCACAGCCUGUAAACCCAUGUGUGCCAUCUCCAUGUGGACCAAACUCUCAAUGUAGAGACAUAGGAGGUGCUCCUUCUUGCUCUUGCUUGGCCAACUACAUGGGUGUUCCACCAAAUUGCCGGCCUGAAUGCAGUAUUAACCCUGAAUGCCAGAGCAAUAGGGCAUGCAUACGUGAAAGAUGUCAGGAUCCAUGCCCUGGAUCAUGUGGUGCUGGUGCACAAUGUGUUGUAAUAAAUCACACUCCUAUUUGUACUUGCCCUGAGGGCUUCACUGGAGAUCCAUUCAGCAACUGCUUCCCCAGCCCACCUCCACCACAGCCACCUCCUCCAUCAGACCCCUGCAAUCCAUCACCUUGUGGACCCAAUGCUCAGUGCAACAAUGGAACCUGUACUUGCUUGCCAGAAUACCAGGGAGACCCCUAUGCUGGGUGUAGGCCUGAAUGUGUCCUCAGUACCGACUGUCCACGGAACAGAGCUUGUAUCAGAAACAAAUGUGCCGAUCCUUGUCCUGGCACUUGUGGUCAAGGAGCCACAUGUGAUGUAGUGAAUCACAUCCCAAUAUGCAGCUGCCCUCAGGGAAUGUCUGGAAAUCCCUUUGUUGAAUGCAGACCCAUUCCACCACCUGUGGUUACUCAGCCAUGUAAUCCAACGCCUUGUGGACCAAACAGCCAGUGUCGUGAAAUUAAUGGCCAAGCUGUGUGCUCGUGUGUUCCUGGCUUCAUAGGCAGUCCUCCAGCAUGUAGACCAGAGUGUGUAGUGAGCUCUGAAUGUAGUCAGAAUGAGGCCUGUAGCAACCAGAAAUGUAGGAAUCCUUGUCCAGGCACCUGCGGUGUAGGAGCUCGCUGUGAAGUCGUGAACCAUAAUCCAAUCUGCAGCUGUCCACCUAGAUUCACAGGGGAUCCAUUUAUCAGAUGCCAGCCUAUACCGGAACAACCGCCACAGGCAGCACCACAGAAUCCAUGUCAGCCCCCACCAUGUGGACCAAAUGCCGUAUGCCAAGUAUCUGGAGAUAGCCCCUCAUGUUCAUGCCUUCCUGACUUCACUGGUACUCCUCCCAACUGUCGUCCAGAAUGUGUCAGUAAUAGUGAAUGUGCUAGUCACCUGGCAUGCAUCAAUCUCAAAUGUCGUGAUCCAUGCCCCGGAUCAUGUGGAGCCAAUGCACAGUGUCGUGUAGUUAGCCACACUCCAAACUGCAUCUGUCCAAAUGGUUUCACUGGAGACCCCUUCAUACAGUGCGUAGUGCAGCAAACUCCUGUGGUACAAGAAAGACCAACUCCUUGUAUGCCAUCCCCAUGUGGAACGAAUGCAGUCUGUAGAGAACAGAAUGGAGCUGGCUCAUGUACUUGUCUCCCAGAUUAUGUGGGGAAUCCAUAUCAGGGCUGUCGUCCAGAAUGUGUCCUCAACACAGACUGCCCUUCAAACCGUGCCUGUAUAAGAAACAAGUGUCAGGAUCCUUGUCCAGGAACUUGUGGCCAGAAUGCAGACUGCCAAGUUGUGAAUCACGUACCAUCUUGCACAUGUCGCCCAGGCUUCACUGGAGAUCCAUUCAAAUUCUGCAAUAACUUACCACCUCAACCUGUACAGCAACAACCAGGAGAUCCUUGCGUACCAUCUCCUUGCGGACCAAACAGUCAGUGUCGAAAUGUGAAUGGACAAGCAGUAUGCUCAUGCCUACCCAAUUACAUAGGCACUCCACCGGGUUGUCGGCCAGAGUGUGUUGUGAGUUCAGAAUGUCCCCAGAACAGAGCGUGUGUGAAUCAGAAAUGCGUGGACCCCUGCCCAGGAACUUGUGGGCUGAAUGCACGUUGUGAAGUGAUCAACCACAGUCCAAUCUGUAGUUGUCAGGCUGGGUUUACUGGAGAUCCUUUCACAAGAUGUUUCUCCAUUCCACCUGUUGCUCAGACUCCACCUUCACAGCCUGUAAACCCAUGUGUGCCAUCUCCAUGUGGACCAAACUCUCAAUGUAGAGACAUAGGAGGUGCUCCUUCUUGCUCUUGCUUGGCCAACUACAUGGGUGUUCCACCAAAUUGCCGGCCUGAAUGCAGUAUUAACCCUGAAUGCCAGAGCAAUAGGGCAUGCAUACGUGAAAGAUGUCAGGAUCCAUGCCCUGGAUCAUGUGGUGCUGGUGCACAAUGUGUUGUAAUAAAUCACACUCCUAUUUGUACUUGCCCUGAGGGCUUCACUGGAGAUCCAUUCAGCAACUGCUUCCCCAGCCCACCUCCACCACAGCCACCUCCUCCAUCAGACCCCUGCAAUCCAUCACCUUGUGGACCCAAUGCUCAGUGCAACAAUGGAACCUGUACUUGCUUGCCAGAAUACCAGGGAGACCCCUAUGCUGGGUGUAGGCCUGAAUGUGUCCUCAGUACCGACUGUCCACGGAACAGAGCUUGUAUCAGAAACAAAUGUGCCGAUCCUUGUCCUGGCACUUGUGGUCAAGGAGCCACAUGUGAUGUAGUGAAUCACAUCCCAAUAUGCAGCUGCCCUCAGGGAAUGUCUGGAAAUCCCUUUGUUGAAUGCAGACCCAUUCCACCACCUGUGGUUACUCAGCCAUGUAAUCCAACGCCUUGUGGACCAAACAGCCAGUGUCGUGAAAUUAAUGGCCAAGCUGUGUGCUCGUGUGUUCCUGGCUUCAUAGGCAGUCCUCCAGCAUGUAGACCAGAGUGUGUAGUGAGCUCUGAAUGUAGUCAGAAUGAGGCCUGUAGCAACCAGAAAUGUAGGAAUCCUUGUCCAGGCACCUGCGGUGUAGGAGCUCGCUGUGAAGUCGUGAACCAUAAUCCAAUCUGCAGCUGUCCACCUAGAUUCACAGGGGAUCCAUUUAUCAGAUGCCAGCCUAUACCGGAACAACCGCCACAGGCAGCACCACAGAAUCCAUGUCAGCCCCCACCAUGUGGACCAAAUGCCGUAUGCCAAGUAUCUGGAGAUAGCCCCUCAUGUUCAUGCCUUCCUGACUUCACUGGUACUCCUCCCAACUGUCGUCCAGAAUGUGUCAGUAAUAGUGAAUGUGCUAGUCACCUGGCAUGCAUCAAUCUCAAAUGUCGUGAUCCAUGCCCCGGAUCAUGUGGAGCCAAUGCACAGUGUCGUGUAGUUAGCCACACUCCAAACUGCAUCUGUCCAAAUGGUUUCACUGGAGACCCCUUCAUACAGUGCGUAGUGCAGCAAACUCCUGUGGUACAAGAAAGACCAACUCCUUGUAUACCAUCCCCAUGUGGAACGAAUGCAGUCUGUAGAGAACAGAAUGGAGCUGGCUCAUGUACUUGUCUCCCAGAUUAUGUGGGGAAUCCAUAUCAGGGCUGUCGUCCAGAAUGUGUCCUCAACACAGACUGCCCUUCAAACCGUGCCUGUAUAAGAAACAAGUGUCAGGAUCCUUGUCCAGGAACUUGUGGCCAGAAUGCAGACUGCCAAGUUGUGAAUCACGUACCAUCUUGCACAUGUCGCCCAGGCUUCACUGGAGAUCCAUUCAAAUUCUGCAAUAACUUACCACCUCAACCUGUACAGCAACAACCAGGAGAUCCUUGUGUACCAUCUCCUUGCGGACCAAACAGUCAGUGUCGAAAUGUGAAUGGACAAGCAGUAUGCUCUUGCCUACCGAAUUACAUAGGCACUCCGCCGGGUUGUCGGCCAGAGUGUGUUGUGAGUUCAGAAUGUCCCCAGAACAGAGCGUGUGUGAAUCAGAAAUGCGUGGACCCCUGCCCAGGAACUUGUGGGCUGAAUGCACGUUGUGAAGUGAUCAACCACAGUCCAAUCUGUAGUUGUCAGGCUGGGUUUACUGGAGAUCCUUUCACAAGAUGUUUCUCCAUUCCACCUGUUGCUCAGACUCCGCCUUCACAGCCUGUAAACCCAUGUGUGCCAUCUCCAUGUGGACCAAACUCUCAAUGUAGAGACAUAGGAGGUGCUCCUUCUUGCUCUUGCUUGGCCAACUACAUGGGUGUUCCACCAAAUUGCCGGCCUGAAUGCAGUAUUAACCCUGAAUGCCAGAGCAAUAGGGCAUGCAUACGUGAAAGAUGUCAGGAUCCAUGCCCUGGAUCAUGUGGUGCUGGUGCACAAUGUGUUGUAAUAAAUCACACUCCUAUUUGUACUUGCCCUGAGGGCUUCACUGGAGAUCCAUUCAGCAACUGCUUCCCCAGCCCACCUCCACCACAGCCACCUCCUCCAUCAGACCCCUGCAAUCCAUCACCUUGUGGACCCAAUGCUCAGUGCAACAAUGGAACCUGUACUUGCUUGCCAGAAUACCAGGGAGACCCCUAUGCUGGGUGUAGGCCUGAAUGUGUCCUCAGUACCGACUGUCCACGGAACAGAGCUUGUAUCAGAAACAAAUGUGCCGAUCCUUGUCCUGGCACUUGUGGUCAAGGAGCCACAUGUGAUGUAGUGAAUCACAUCCCAAUAUGCAGCUGCCCUCAGGGAAUGUCUGGAAAUCCCUUUGUUGAAUGCAGACCCAUUCCACCACCUGUGGUUACUCAGCCAUGUAAUCCAACGCCUUGUGGACCAAACAGCCAGUGUCGUGAAAUUAAUGGCCAAGCUGUGUGCUCGUGUGUUCCUGGCUUCAUAGGCAGUCCUCCAGCAUGUAGACCAGAGUGUGUAGUGAGCUCUGAAUGUAGUCAGAAUGAGGCCUGUAGCAACCAGAAAUGUAGGAAUCCUUGUCCAGGCACCUGCGGUGUAGGAGCUCGCUGUGAAGUCGUGAACCAUAAUCCAAUCUGCAGCUGUCCACCUAGAUUCACAGGGGAUCCAUUUAUCAGAUGCCAGCCUAUACCGGAACAACCGCCACAGGCAGCACCACAGAAUCCAUGUCAGCCCUCACCAUGUGGACCAAAUGCCGUAUGCCAAGUAUCUGGAGAUAGCCCCUCUUGUUCAUGCCUUCCUGACUUCACUGGUACUCCUCCCAACUGUCGUCCAGAAUGUGUCAGUAAUAGUGAAUGUGCUAGUCACCUGGCAUGCAUCAAUCUCAAAUGUCGUGAUCCAUGCCCCGGAUCAUGUGGAGCCAAUGCACAGUGUCGUGUAGUUAGCCACACUCCAAACUGCAUCUGUCCAAAUGGUUUCACUGGAGACCCCUUCAUACAGUGCGUAGUGCAGCAAACUCCUGUGGUACAAGAAAGACCAACUCCUUGUAUGCCAUCCCCAUGUGGAACGAAUGCAGUCUGUAGAGAACAGAAUGGAGCUGGCUCAUGUACUUGUCUCCCAGAUUAUGUGGGGAAUCCAUAUCAGGGCUGUCGUCCAGAAUGUGUCCUCAACACAGACUGCCCUUCAAACCGUGCCUGUAUAAGAAACAAGUGUCAGGAUCCUUGUCCAGGAACUUGUGGCCAGAAUGCAGACUGCCAAGUUGUGAAUCACGUACCAUCUUGCACAUGUCGCCCAGGCUUCACUGGAGAUCCAUUCAAAUUCUGCAAUAACUUACCACCUCAACCUGUACAGCAACAACCAGGAGAUCCUUGUGUACCAUCUCCUUGCGGUCCAAACAGUCAGUGUCGAAAUGUGAAUGGACAAGCAGUAUGCUCUUGCCUACCGAAUUACAUAGGCACUCCGCCGGGUUGUCGGCCAGAGUGUGUUGUGAGUUCAGAAUGUCCCCAGAACAGAGCGUGUGUGAAUCAGAAAUGCGUGGACCCCUGCCCAGGAACUUGUGGGCUGAAUGCACGUUGUGAAGUGAUCAACCACAGUCCAAUCUGUAGUUGUCAGGCUGGGUUUACUGGAGAUCCUUUCACAAGAUGUUUCUCCAUUCCACCUUCACCUACACCAUUGCCAGCUGCACCUAUUAACCCUUGUGUGCCAUCUCCAUGUGGGACUAAUUCUCUUUGUCAAGCUAUUGGUGAAACUCCUUCAUGUUCUUGUCUGGUGGGUUACAUUGGUAGUCCACCAAACUGUAGGCCAGAAUGUGUCAUUAGUUCAGAAUGUGCGAGUAACAGGGCAUGUCUGAGAGAGAAAUGUCGUGACCCAUGUCCAGGAUCUUGUGGUGCAGGAGCACAAUGUAAUGUCAUCAAUCAUAUACCAACAUGCACUUGUCCAACUGGAUUCACUGGGGAUCCCUUUACAAACUGUGUCCCAAUACCUCAACCACCCUCACCUCCACCAGCAAGAGACCCAUGCAAUCCAUCACCUUGUGGAUACAAUGCACAAUGUGAUAAUGGUGUGUGCACCUGUCUGCCUGAAUUCCAAGGCAAUCCAUUUGCUGGUUGUCGACCAGAAUGUGUCCUGAAUCAAGAAUGCCCUAAAGACAGGGCCUGCAUUAGGAGCAAGUGUGCAGAUCCCUGCCCUGGCACAUGUGGUGCUCAAGCAACCUGUGUUGUUGUGAACCAUAUACCUACAUGUUCCUGCCCAGAAGGAUAUUCUGGGAAUCCAUUUAUCAGUUGUAACCCAGUACCACCUCCCGAGGUGAAACAACCAUGUAGUCCGUCCCCCUGUGGCCCCAAUAGUCAGUGCCGAAUCAUCAAUGAACAGGCUGUAUGCUCAUGUGUACAGGGUUUCAUAGGCAGCCCUCCAUCUUGCAGACCAGAAUGCAUUGUUAGCUCUGACUGCAACCUUAAUGAGGCAUGUUCAAAUCAGAAAUGUAUAGAUCCCUGCCCUGGGACAUGUGGUCUGGGAGCUCAGUGCCAAGUCAUCAGUCACAAUCCAAUAUGCAGCUGUCCAUCAGGACUGACAGGCGAUCCUUUCAUCAGAUGCCAGUCUAUAUCUGCACCUCCAUCCACUCCACCUUCAAAUCCAUGUCAGCCUUCUCCAUGUGGACCCAAUUCUGUAUGCCAGGUGGCCACAGAUAGUCCAUCGUGUUCUUGUCUGCCUGACUUCACUGGAUCUCCUCCAAACUGCAGGCCGGAAUGUGUAAGCAAUGGAGAAUGUGCCAAUCAUUUGGCAUGCAUCAAUCUCAAAUGCCAAGAUCCAUGCCCAGGGUCAUGUGGCAUCAACGCAGAAUGUAGAGUUGUCAGCCAUACUCCAAACUGUGUUUGUGCUUCUGGAUUGACAGGCGAUCCGUUUAGACAAUGUGUUUUACCUCAACCUCCACAGGCUCGUCCAAUGGAGAAGCCAACACCUUGCAUUCCAUCCCCAUGUGGAUCAAAUGCAGUCUGCAGGGAAUUGAAUGGAGCUGGCUCAUGUACUUGUCUCCCAGAUUACAUAGGGAAUCCAUAUGAGGGCUGUCGUCCAGAGUGCGUCCUCAACACAGACUGCCCUUCAAACCGUGCCUGUAUAAGAAACAAGUGUCAGGAUCCUUGUCCAGGAACUUGUGGCCAGAAUGCAGACUGCCAAGUUGUGAAUCAUGUACCAUCUUGCACUUGUCGCCCAGGCUACACCGGAGAUCCAUUCAGAUUCUGCAAUAACUUACCACCUAAACCUGUAGAACAAGAACCAGGAGAUCCUUGUGUACCAUCUCCAUGUGGUCCAAACAGUCAGUGUCGAAAUGUGAACGGACAAGCAGUAUGCUCUUGCCUACCCAAUUAUGUUGGCACCCCUCCAGGUUGUCGACCAGAGUGUGUUGUGAGCUCGGAAUGUCCGCAGAACAGAGCAUGUGUGAAUCAGAAAUGUGUGGACCCAUGCCCAGGAACAUGUGGACUGAAUGCACGUUGUGAAGUUAUCAACCACAGUCCAAUCUGUAGCUGUCAAGCUGGUUUUACAGGGGAUCCUUUCAUAAGAUGUAGUUCAAUUCCUCCACCUGUUCCAGCUCCAGUGCCUCCAGUUAAUGUAAACCCAUGUGUCCCAUCUCCAUGUGGGCCAUACUCUCAUUGUCGAGAUAUUGGAGGCUCUCCGUCAUGCUCCUGCCUUCUUAAUUACAUUGGCAGUCCACCAAACUGUCGGCCAGAGUGUGUUAUCAAUCCAGAAUGUGCCAGCAACAGAGCUUGUAUUCGGGAGAGAUGUAGUGACCCCUGUCCAGGAUCUUGUGGAGCAGGGGCACUAUGCAGUGUUAUCAACCACACACCAAUAUGCUCUUGUCCUCCAGGCUAUACUGGAAAUCCCUUUACAAACUGCUUCCCCAGUCCACCACCACCGCUGCCACAACCUGCUGAUCCAUGCAGUCCAUCACCUUGUGGACCCAAUGCUCAGUGCAGCAAUGGAAUCUGUAUUUGCUUGCCAGAAUACCAGGGAGACCCCUAUGCUGGGUGUCGACCUGAAUGUGUCCUCAGUACCGACUGUCCACGGAACAGAGCUUGUAUCAGAAACAAAUGUGCCGAUCCUUGUCCUGGCACUUGUGGUCAAGGAGCCACAUGUGAUGUAGUGAAUCACAUCCCAAUAUGCAGCUGUCCUGAAGGUUUCACUGGGGACCCAUUUGUUUUGUGCAGAGCUGUACCACUUCCAGCUGUGACACAGCCAUGCAGUCCAUCGCCUUGUGGACCAAACAGUCAGUGCCGUGAAAUUAAUGGCCAAGCUGUUUGCUCAUGCCUGACAGGGUACAUAGGAAGUCCACCAACAUGUAGGCCAGAGUGUGUUGUGAGUUCUGAGUGUCUUCAGAAUCAAGCAUGUAACAAUCAAAAAUGUACAGAUCCUUGUCCUGGCACAUGUGGACUUCAAGCACGUUGUACUGUAAUAAACCACAAUCCAAUCUGUAGCUGUCCACCUGGUUUCACUGGAGACCCAUUCACUAGAUGCUCAUCAAUACCUCCACCUUCAACACCACCACCACCAGCUGAACCAUGCCGCCCAUCACCAUGUGGAUCUAAUGCUCGUUGUCGCGUAGAAAAUUCAUUCGCUUUGUGUGAGUGCAUACCAGAAUAUCAUGGAAACCCAUAUGAAGGUUGUCGGCCAGAAUGUCUUGUAAGUUCAGACUGUUCAAUGAACCGAGCCUGUAUUCGUAACAAAUGUCAAGAUCCAUGUCCUGGUACAUGUGGUGUGUCUGCAAUCUGUGCAGUGUCCAACCACAUACCAAUCUGCACAUGCCCUGAAGGGACUACUGGUGAUGCCUUCCGAAUCUGCACACAAAUACCAAAACAACCCGAAGUUAACCCAUGUAAUCCUUCACCUUGUGGAACCAACACACGUUGUCAAGCUUCAGGUGGAAACGCAUUCUGUGAAUGCUUACCUGGAUUCCAUGGCAGUCCAAGUGGCAGCGGCUGUCGCCCAGAGUGUGUCAUUAGCUCAGACUGCCCCCGAGACAAAGCAUGUGCGAACACAAAAUGCAUUGACCCAUGUCCAGGAGUGUGUGGCUAUGGAGCACGUUGCCAAGUUAUCAACCAUAGUCCCAUUUGUAGUUGUCCACCACCUACAGUAGGAGAUCCAUUUGUAGAAUGCAAAGAUCAACCACCACCUCCUGCUGACCCAUGUAACCCAUCACCAUGUAAUGUAAAUGGUCAAUGCCGUGUUGUCAAUGGAGCUGCUGCCUGCACAUAUCCCGAGUGUGUCAUCAACCAGGAUUGUCCUCGAAACAAGGCAUGCUUUGCUCAAAAGUGUCGUGAUCCUUGUGUAGAUGCCUGUGGUAUUAAUGCCCUGUGUCAAGUUGUAAAUCACAAUCCAGUAUGUUCAUGUCCAGAGGGAUAUGUUGGAUCACCUCGCAUUUCAUGCCAACUACAACCUGCACAGCCAGUUCCUAAACCUGAAUGCAGAGACAACUCAGAAUGUACAAAUGACAAGGCAUGCAUUAAUGAGGCAUGUCGAAAUCCAUGUGUUGAGUUUCCAAACACCUGUGGCAUAAAUGCCUUGUGCCAUGUCCAGCUUCACCAUCCUCUGUGUGUCUGUAAAGAUGGUUUUACAGGCAGUGCCCAAGGCCAGUGCUAUGAGAUUGGAUGUCGGUCUGAUUCAGAGUGCCCACCAACUCAAGCCUGUGUGAAUCGCCAGUGUGAAGAUCCAUGCUCUUAUACACAAUGUGGAGUUAAUGCAAUAUGUAGAGCUGACAGUAACCAUCGUGCUCGCUGCUAUUGUCCAGACAGUUAUCGUGGAGAUCCUCUUAUACUCUGUAGCAGACCUGAAUGUACCAGUGAUGAUGAAUGUCCAUACAGCUUAGCUUGUCGUAGUGAUCGUUGUGAGAAUCCCUGCAGUUGCGGAGGAGGUGCAUUAUGUACGGUGACUAACCAUCAGGCAACAUGUCAGUGUCCACCUGGAUAUGUUGGCAAUCCUCAUGUCAGUUGUACCAUAGAACCUCCUGUGGAACCUCAGUGUGUAGUGGAUGCUGACUGCGCCAGUAAGCUGGCUUGCUUCAGUGGAACAUGUCGCAACCCAUGCGUAGAGACAAAACCAUGUGCUGCAAAUGCUGCUUGUACUGUGGUUGAUACAUUGCCACUUAGAACAAUGUCAUGUAGUUGUUUGCCAGGCUUUGUUGGAGAUGCAGAUGUUGAAUGCAAACCAGCUGAGGAACCAGGUUGCAAGAUCAAUGAUGACUGCCCUCAGAGUGAUACGUGCCUCAACCACCAAUGUAUCAAUCCAUGCACUGUGUCUAACCCAUGUGCACCCAAUGCAGAAUGCCAGGCCAAGAACCACAGAGCUGUAUGUCAGUGUCCAAGUGGUCUCACUGGAAACCCAUUUAUCAAUUGCUAUGAAGUUCCACCUCAGCCUGAGUGCACAUCAGAUCUUGAAUGUCCUGGAGACAAGUCAUGCAUCAAUGAACGCUGUCAGGAUCCAUGCUUGGUAGCUAACCCAUGCGGUUCUGGAGCGGAAUGUAACACUAUCCAGCACCGACCGGUGUGCAACUGCCCAGAUGGUUGGGGUGGUAAUCCACAAGUCCAGUGUUACAGACCGGAGUGUAAGGUAGAUGCAGACUGUGUCUAUGACAAGGCCUGUAUCAAUGGUAACUGCUUGAAUCCUUGUACAUAUGGAUCAGGAAGCCAGUGUGGGAAAGGGGCAGACUGUCAUGUUCAGGCCCACCGAGCACAAUGUGUGUGUCCUGCUGGCACACAAGGAAACCCUCUGCUUUCAUGUAUCUCUGUGGUGUGUCAGUAUAAUGAGGAUUGCGCAGAUGAUGAAGCCUGUGACCGGCUCAAUAGAGUAUGUCGACUUGUCUGCGAAAGUGACACAUGUGCCGAUACAGCUGUUUGCAUUGGCCGAGACCAUCAACCAAAGUGCAUUUGUCCACCUGGAACUACAGGCAAUGCAUACAUCGAGUGCUCUGGUCCAAGAAUUCCAGAACCACAACCAGAAUGUACACAGGAUGCUGAAUGCCCAUCACAGCUGGCUUGUAUCAGCUCUCAUUGCCAGAAUCCUUGCACAGUGGCAAAUGUGUGCUCACCAGAUCAAGAGUGUCGUGUUCUUGACACCCUCCCCCUCCGUACUGUCAUGUGUCAGUGUCCUCCAGACACCAUUGCUGACAGCAGUGGACGUUGCAAGCCAAUUGUGCAAAAACAGCCACAGUGCACAUUGGAUUCGGACUGCAAUGACUCUGAUAAAUGCAUACAUAGCCACUGUGUGGAAGCAUGUCAGGUGGAUUUAUGUGGAGUAAAUGCCCUCUGCAACUCUCAUGGUCAUCGUGCAGUAUGCUCAUGUCCACCAGGAUAUGAAGGCAACCCACACAUUGAAUGCAAUAAAGUGCAUAUACCACCUUUCACACCACCCGAAUGUUAUUUUGACACUGAUUGUGCAAAGGAUCGGAGCUGUGUGAAUCAAAUAUGCUUGAACCCAUGUAUUGUGGGUAACCCUUGUGCUAGUGGAGCAUUCUGUCAUGUCCAGGAUCAUACUCCAAAAUGCAGAUGCCCUGCUGGUUAUGAAGGCAAUCCAAGGAUUGAAUGCAGGCCACCUUCUGCACCAAAUGUUGGUUGCACAUCGAACUCUGAAUGUUUCCUACAAGAGUCUUGUGUCAAUGGAUUGUGUGUGAAUCCCUGCAACUGUGGACCAAAUGCUGAGUGUAGGGUUUCAAACCACUACCCAGUUUGUUACUGUCAGCAAGGUUAUUCUGGCAAUCCACAAACUGGAUGCUUCAAAGUUGGAUGUCAGUUAGACAGUGACUGCAGCAAUGACAAAAUGUGCUAUAAUGGCGAAUGCCUUAAUCCGUGUAUCUUGGGAGUGCCUUGUGCUGCCAAUGCAGAAUGUUAUGGUGAUGCUCAUCGUGCAGCAUGUAAAUGUCCUUCUGGCUAUGCUGGAAAUCCCUUUGAUCACUGUGAGAGGGUUGAAUGCCGAGCGAACACAGACUGUCCUGCAGAUCGGGCUUGUUUGGAACAUCGUUGUAUAAAUCCAUGUGCCAGUAUUGCAAAUCCACCAUGUGCCUCAAAUGCUAUCUGCUAUGCCCAGAACCAUGCAGCAGGAUGCAGAUGUCCUGAACAUUUGCCUAUUGGAAACCCACUGGCAUACUGUGAACGUGUGGCUCCACCACCUGAAGAGCCAGAAUGCCGAACUGAUGUGGAUUGUCCAAGCCGCUUGGCUUGUAUUAAGGAUGAAUGUGUGAAUCCCUGUGAAGAACUGUCACCAUGUUCUCCAACAGCACAGUGUAGAGUACUAGACACAGUUCCUGUCCGUACAAUGACAUGUACUUGUCCAGAAGGAUGGGUGCCCAACGUUGAUGGGGAAUGUAGACCUGUGAUAGUGCCAAUGCCUCCAGGCUGUACAAGUGACAAUGACUGUCCCAGCACUGAGGCCUGUAUUAACCGUGUGUGUCGAAAUCCUUGUGACUGUGGUUCAAAUGCCAAUUGCCUUGUCCAGAAUCACCGUCCCAUCUGCUCUUGUGAAGCUGGCUUUGAAGGCAAUCCAAACAUUGCUUGUCACACUGUUGGAUGCCGAAGUGACUCCGAAUGUGAAUCUGGAAAGGCCUGUGUGAAUGCCAACUGUGUGAACCCCUGUCUAGUCAACAAUCCUUGUGGUGCAAAUGCUGAAUGUUAUGCAUAUGGCAACAGAGCUGAGUGCCGUUGUCUGAGUGGUUAUCGAGGAAAUGCAUAUGUACGUUGUUAUAUUGUUGGUUGUCGCAGCAAUAAUGAUUGUCCCAAUGAUCGUUCCUGUAUCAAUGCCCAGUGUAUCAAUCCUUGUGUUUAUGAUAAUGCUUGUGCACCUCGGGCAGAAUGCCGUGUGCAGAAUCACUUUGCUGUUUGCCGAUGCCCACCAGGAUACAUUGGGAACCCAUACGUUGGAUGCCGACCUGAACCUCGACCUGAAUGCAAAGAAGAUCCUGAUUGUCCCACCAGACUUGCUUGCCUUAAUGAAAAAUGUCAGGAUCCAUGCAGUGUUUUAGAGCCAUGCAGACGUCCAUCAGAAUGCUUGGUUGUGGGAUCAGUACCAGUCCGCACCAUGAUUUGUGUGUGCCCCAGUGGUUACGUUAGUAGUGGUAGUGGCACUUGUAAGGCCACGCCUCCCGUCACAAAAGUAGGAGAAUGUGUCAGUGAUAUUGACUGUCCAGAAGAGAAAGCCUGUGUUCGAGGAGUGUGUAUAGCGCCAUGCAAUUGUGCACCCAAUGCAGAUUGCAGGAUCAAAGACCAUAAGCCUGUCUGUACUUGCAGGGAAGGAUACGAAGGAAAUCCAGAGAUAGAAUGUGUACGAGUGGGCUGCCGAAGUGACAGUGACUGCUCAGGUCAGCAUUCAUGUGUGAACCGCAACUGUGUGCCGGUAUGUUCACCAGACGGAAGUUCAUGUGGCCAUGCUGCCAUCUGCUAUGGAGCCAAACACCGUGCUGUUUGUGAAUGUCCACCUGGCUUGUCAGGCAAUCCUAAAGUGGCAUGUGUUUUCCUGGGCUGUCGAUCUGAUUCAGAAUGUCCUACCAAACAAGCUUGCAUCAACAGUCAGUGCAUAAACCCUUGUGAUGAUAGAAAUCCAUGCAUAACACCUGCUGAAUGCCAUGUAUAUAAUCAUCGUCCCACCUGUGCUUGCCCACCAGGAUAUGUUGAGGACACUCCACUAACAUGCAAGACUGAAGAAAAGGGAUGCAGGGAGGACUAUGACUGCCCAUCUCAGACAGCUUGUAUUGGAGGGGAAUGUGUGAAUCCAUGUGAUGCUACUGAACCUUGUGGGACAAAUGCAAACUGCAGGGUUUUGGACACUGUGCCAGUGCGAACCAUGAUCUGUGAAUGCCUGCCAGGUUAUCAUGGAAAUGCUGCAGUUCACUGUGAUAAGAUUUCAACAUGCCGAAUUGAUAAGGGAUUCAUCCGCAAUGAAGCUGGAGAGUGUGUGUGCCCACCAGGGACAGGCCUUAAUGAGAAUGAGGACUGCAUCCGUUGCCCAGAGCAGAAUGGCCUGAAGGUGGAUGAGAGAGGUCACUGUGUGUGUGCUCUGGAUCGAGGCUUAAUUAUUGAUGAGAGAGGCAACUGUAUUUGCCCUGUUGAGUACGGUUACAUGCUGAAUAUCAGUGGCUACUGCAAUAAACGAGAUGAACAUAUAGAAUGUGAAUCUGAUGAUCAAUGCCUGGACAAUCAGUACUGCAACCUUGUGACAAAGACCUGUGAUGACCCUUGUUCCAUUCAAAAAUGUGGAGAGCAUUCUUUCUGCAAUGCUUCAAAUCAUAAAGCAGAGUGUCACUGUGUUGCUGACUACUUUGGAAAUGCAUACAUUGGAUGCAAUCUCAAGUUACGACCCCGUACGGAUUUCCCACAACCAAAAAUGGAAGUGAACUGUCUGUCAGAUGGAGUUCAAGUGGGAAUUAUAUUUAUUAAACAACAAGGCUUCAACGGUGUUCUUUAUGUGAAAGGACACAGCAGAGAUGAACAAUGUCGACGGGUAAUCACCCUGUCUAAAGAUUCCCCAUCUUACACAGAGAUCUUCAAGGUCAACUUUGGCAAAUGUGGACUCAUCCAUGUUAAUGGUCAGGCAAGCUUUGUCCUUGUCAUCCAGAAACAUCCUGAGCUUGUGACAUUCGAAGCCCAGGCCUAUCACAUAAAAUGCGUAUAUCAGACUGGUGAACAGAAUGUAACCUUAGGCUUCAAUGUAUCCAUGUUGACAACAGCAGGAACAAUAGCUAACACUGGUCCACCACCCACAUGCAUCAUGAAAAUUAUAACUCAGACAGGACAGGAGAUAAACCAAGCUGAGAUCGGAGACAAUCUGCAGCUACAAGUUGAAGUUCAGCCAGCAAGUAUUUAUGGUGGAUUUGCACGUAGUUGCAUUGCCAAAACAAUGGAAGACAGUGUAGAAAAUGAAUAUGUUGUAACGGAUGAAAAUGGUUGUGCAACUGAUCCUACAAUAUUUGGUGAAUGGGAUUACAACCCUGACACCCAGUCUUUACUGGCCAGUUUCAAUGCAUUUAAGUUCCCAAGCAGUGAUAACAUCAGAUUCCAAUGUAAUAUCCGAGUUUGCUUUGGAAAAUGCCAACCGGUGAACUGCCGAGGUUACAAUGCAUUUGGACGACGACGACGUGAGAUUGCAGAGCCUCGAAACAGUACAGAUGUUGGUGUAUCAGAGUCUGUUUAUGAAGGUCAACUGAGAGAAGAAAUUACCAUCCAGUCAAAUGCUAUUCUCACAUUUGAAAGGCGUGAGGAGAGAUUUGUUGAUCCAACAGAAGCACCUGAUCUGCAGCAGAUGGAGGACAUAUGUGUGUCAAUGAUAGGCUUCAUCAUUGCUUUGGUGAUCACAGCACUGUUAGCGCUUGUAGCAGUAGCUGUAGCAGUGUCAUGCUGGCUGAUGGCCUACAGGAGGAAACCCAAGACAACAGGACCUCUUCCCCAUCCACCUGAAUUCCCCAACCCACUUUUCACAACACCAGAACCUGUAGCAGAGCCAUCACCAGACUACCUCUCUUAAUGUGACUGUAUAAACAAGUGAAACCAAAAACAUAGGACAUGAUGUGCAAAAUCAUGAAACUAUAUUUAAUUUUAGCAGGAGAUUCACUGGUUAGCGAUGUAUCACUGAAUUCAAGAAGUUAACCAAUCCACCGAUAGUGACUUAUGCCAUUUAUGAAAUGGAUGAUGAGUUUUUUAUGAUUGAUUUUUAUACCCUGACACCGAACUUUAGCCGAUUUCUGUAGUGUACAAUGUCAGUGAGAUAGAGGGAUGAAGUUUCACAAUUUCAUUGUCAACCAGAAAUAUUAACUUCUUCCCAGUACAAUGAAUCAUCUUCCUCUUAGUUGUGCACUAUGUUUUGUUAUGUGAAUGUUUGUUUUAAUUGUGCUGUGUUAAUGAGAAAUAUUGAAAAUGCAUUGUUGAUUGUAGAUGUUGGUGUCAGAAACCCGGUGAGUAAUAUAACGAUCUUGAAUGUAUUUUCGUAGUAGUCAUCUCCUCCGAUGGCUGUAUGAGAAACUUACAAUGAUAAUGUAGUAUUGCAGGCAGGGGAUUUUUUUCUUUGGUGGUGGUAGCUAAUUUGUAUAUAAUUAUUUAACACUGUAAUUACUUUUCUAUAUCAAAUUUAGAACAUUCUUUUCUUCUUUAGAAUUUCUUCAGUUGAACUCCUUUCAGAUUUGGUGCUAAUUCCACAAAAUAUUUCCAUUCUGCACCCCUUAAUACUUACAUUUAUGUCUAGAGGUCAUUCCAUCUCCAUUAAACUGCAAAGGUAAAAGUGUUAAGCCAUUGGAGGAUUUGUGAGUUUUAUAUAUGACUAUAAAUAUAAUAUAUAUUAUAAAUAUUAAGUGUAUAGAGUGCAAGAAUAUGUGUAAUGUAUGUUCUAGAGUAGAGUGUCCACUCUGCUCUUGUGUGAAAAGACUGGGAGCAAUGUGCUUAUCAUUUGUUUUCCUCCACUUCUACUAAAGAAAAAUUGAUUCAUUAACAUUCCGUAUACAUAUGCUUCAUGUAAUUCUCCCAGUCCUUUCCACAUCAUGUUGUAUAUUUAAUUUGACUGCUUGGAAGAAUUUAAAAUCUUCAAGUUAGUGAAGGAAUUCAGGAUCCAGUACUCUUCAACAAAAUCAUCAUCUCAAUUUGCCAAAUACUGUGAUCCUAAAAGGAAUCAAUGUUGUGGUGAACUGAGAUAAAAUUAUUAUUAUUAUUAUUAUGUGCUUAACCAUAUUAAUUUCCAUAUAUGGUUGUUACAGAGACUGCCAGUUUGAUAUUUCAUUUUUGUACUUUCAUAAGCUUUGAGCUUGGAGGUUAAUAACUUCCCUGAAUACAACUGUGAACCAUUCUGAAAGUGGGCAUGCAUAUCACCUCAUAAGUAGGGAGUUUUCCAUUAAUAGUUACCAAAUAUCUAAUCAGAGUUUCUAACAUAAGCACAUUUCACAUUUAUCUCUGGAUGUGAAAUUUUGAAAUGUUCAAAUGCUAAUUGUAAAAUAUGAAAACAGCUAACAAUGAGUAACAUUUGUUCUGCAAUUUAAAAAGUGAUUACCCUUUAAAUUACUAUGGUCAGCUUUUCUCCUGCUCUGAAGUUAUGAAUGUAGAAGUACUUCAGUAGAACAAGAAUUGUGUCCUUUCCAUUUUUAAAUUUGACAUUUUAUAAAUAUUUUUAUAUUUUUAUUGGAUCACUUAAAAUGAAAGUCAAGCAUCUGAAUAACACAACCUUUUCCUAAAUAAAGCAUUAAAUAUACGUGUAUAUUUCUACACAUUCACAUUUAAUUUGAUUCUAACAAAUAAUAAAAGAAAUUGAAAUCUACCACAAUCACUUUAUAUCUACAGCAUUUGUUAUACAGAGUGUAGUAUAUUUUAAUUUUUCUGUUAGAAUCAAGUUAAGUGUUUAUUUCAGUUUAACAGUAUAUUUGAAACAUCAUAUUUGCCAACAAAUUGUAAACAGUGUAAGAUCUAAAAGUUGGUACAUUCCUACAAGUAUUAUGUUUUUGGACAUUAUCCAUCAUCCUGUCUAUUUUCU
Molecule: messenger RNA, 20459 nt
Organism: Cryptotermes secundus
Lineage: Eukaryota; Metazoa; Arthropoda; Insecta; Blattodea; Kalotermitidae
Gene: dpy
Exons: 62
Coding region: 21-18473 (6150 amino acids)
Molecular function (GO): calcium ion binding
Source: RefSeq, a predicted model, not a curated record